GAGCCGGGGGGGGGGCGGGUGGCGGUGCGGGGCUGCGAGCCGGGAGCCGGCCGCUCUCCUCGCCCCGGGGGAGCCGCUUCGGGAGCGGACCGGCGCCGAGUUCCGGUGGGACGGCGGCGGAGCACCUCUUGCGGCCUUCCCUGCCCUCUUCCUUCCCCUUCCCGUCCCCUUUCCCUUCGUUUUUCCCUUCCCGUAUCCCUGCCCGGCUCAGGGGCGCUGUUCAGGCGGUGGGAGAAGCCCCCGCCUCGCAGCCGCUUUGCUCUCUUCUCCCCCCCUUCAGGAGAAGCGGCUGGGUGGGCCAUUAGGGGAACGGUGUGCCCCGAUGCCACCUUAAAAACUGCAUUUCUUGCUGUGACAUUGAACAUUUUGUUGCCAUUCGUAACUAGCUUUAUGCCAAGCACCUGCCCAGCUCCAGGCUUUGCUGCUGUCCAAAGCCUGGAGCCUCCCCCUGCGACGGGACUUGUGUGCUGACACAGUGUUUGGGAGCCUUCCCCUGGGCGUUGAGGACGGGACGUUGCCAGCGUAAAAAUGCUGCGGUAUUGGGGUGAGAUUCCCGUUUCGUCCAACCAGGCCAAUCGCAGCUCCUUCGACUUGCUUCAGCGCGAGUUUCGCACCGUGGAAGUCCAAGACCCUCCGCUGCACCAGCCGUCCGCCAACAAGCCCCGGCCCACCACCAUGCUGGACAUCCCCUCCGAGCCCUGCAGCCUCACCAUCCACACCAUCCAGCUCAUCCAGCACAACAGGCGGCUGCGUAGCCUCAUCGCCAUGGCCCAGGCUCAAAACCAGCAGCAGGCAGAGGGCAUCAAAACCGAAGACAACGAGCCUCUGCCCUCUUGCCCGGCCUCCCCACCUCUCCCCGAUGACCUGCUUCCUCUGGACAGCAAAACCCCCAAAAUGCCGUUUCAGCUGAGGCACAGUGACCCAGAGAGUGAUUUUUACAGAGGAAAAGGGGAGCCCGUGACUGAGCUGAGCUGGUCCUCCUGCCGGCAGCUUCUCUACCAGUCCAUGGCCACCAUCCUGGCUCACACAGGCUUCGAGUGUGCCAAUGAGAGCGUCCUGGAGACCCUGACAGACAUCGCCCACGAGUACUGCUUGAAGUUCACCAAGCUGCUGCGCUUUGCUGUGGAUCGGGAAGCUCGACUCGGGCACACGCCGUUCCCGGAUGUCAUGGAGCAGGUCUUUCACGAAGUGGGCAUUGGCAGCGUGCUCUCGCUGCAGAAGUUCUGGCAGCACCGCAUUAAGGAUUACCACAGCUACAUGCUUCAGGUUAGCAAGCAGCUCUCUGAAGAGUAUGAAAAGAUUGUCAACCCUGAAAAGGCAGCAGAAGACACAAAGCCAGUGAAGAUUAAGGAGGAACCUGUUAGCGAUAUCACUUUCCCCAUAAGUGAGGAACUGGAAGGAGAUCUGGCUUCUGGUGACCAGUCUUUGCCAGUUGGAGUCCUUGGAGCUCAAAGUGAGCGAUUCUCUGCAAACCUGGAAGUAGAAGCUUCCCCACAAACUUCAGGGGCUGAGGUGAAUGCUUCCCCUCUCUGGAACUUGUCACAGGUGAAAAUGGAGCCACAGGAGAACGAAGAGGCCAAUGUACAUGGCCAUGGGGUCCUAGGCAGUGAUGUCUUUGAGGAACCUAUGUCAGGCAUGAGUGAAGCUGGGAUGCCACAGAGCCCCAAUGGCUCUGAGAGCAGCUAUGGUUCUCAUUCUGCUGACAGUCUGAUGGGAUCCUCACCUGUCUUCAACCAGCGCUGCAAGAAAAAGAUGAAGAAGAUGUGAAAAGAAGGGGCGUUUUUAUUUAGUCCCAAUGGAUGUGAAAUGAGCCAACAAAGUACUGUGGUGGCUAUGAUGUAUAAACAGGGCUGGCCCUGGUGUAUGAGAGACCUUGCAUGAAAUUAUUACGAGAGGUUUGAUGUGUACUGCACUUCUCUCCUAUUAGCUGACUUCUGUACUCCAUCCUGGCUCAUGAGGUUGAAGAUCACCAUAUGUGUUUGGUGUCAUGGCUUGCUGUGGCAGAUUAACGAGGAAGUCACCAGAGAUUUAAGUCACAGAAUUGUUGAAUACUUUGGGUUGGAGGAGCCUCUUGAUGUUUUUGGUCCAGCCAAACCAAAUAGAGCAGGUUGCUCAGGGCCUUGUCUAGUUUUGAUUUUCUGCAAGGAUGGCAAGACCAAACUUCUCUAGGCAACAUUUUCCAGUAUUUGACUACCCUCACAGGGGAAAAAAUAUAUAUUACAUCUAGCUGGAAUGGUCAGUGUUUGAUCUUGUGUUCAUUGCCACUCAUUCUGUCACUGUUAAUCUGUGAGUGCAGUCUGUCUAAUCUGUGCAUUAAGUGGUUGUAAACAACAGUGAGGUCUCUUUUUAGCCUUCUCUGUUCUUACGUCUGAAGAAACGAAGCUUCCUUGGCCUCUCCUUGUCCCGUACUAGAGUCCCCUACCCAUCUUAGUGGCCUUCCAACAAAAUUGCUGCAGUGCCCUUCCUUUAAGGGGGAGCACAAAAGUGGAUGCAGUCCGCUAGAUACAGUCUCACAGGCACUGUAUAGGUAGAAAUGAUUUCCCUCAACAUGCUGGUCACACACUUGCUAACUGUUGCAGGCAACAGGAUGAUCUGAAGUUGGGUAAUUUCUCUGCCUCUGGGGAGCCUUCACUUGUGGUGACCUGGCAAAGAUGCUGGAGGGUAGUCACAUGGUACCAUCAGGUAGCUCCUUUAGUGCCUUCAUAUGCAUCCUGUCUGCUCGUGUGGAGCUGUGAAUGUCCAGCUGGCUGAAGUUCUUGUUAACUCAGUCUUCCUCUGCGUAGGUGAUACUUUGCUCCCAUACACUCCUCCUAGUAGACCCCAGGGACCUGGCAGGCCUGAGGGCAGACCUCCCACCUAAGUGGAAGUGUUGAGUGGUGGUAAGUAUGUCAGCCUGAAAGUACAGAGCACUGCCUUUGUUACCAGGCAUCUGCACUGUUGGACAGCAAACCUACAUUUUCUUUAACCUUUCUUUUGCUUCCAGUGCACGUAGAAAAGCCAUUCUUCACAUUUCUUACCAGUGUUGACUCCAGCUGAACUUUGGCUUUCCUAACUGUCUGUGCAUGCCUGGGCUGUGCCUUCGUUUCCCCCCAGCCAGCCCAUCCUCACCUCUACCACUGUGUAGUUUUUUCUGUACAUUUGAGCUCAGUCAGGAUUUCCUUCAUCAUCUGUGCUGGCCUUCUGUCAUGCCUGCUUUACUUUCUGCUCAUCAGAAUGGACUGUUCUACUUUCAGAAAGCAGUCUUUGAAGAUAAGGCAGCACUCUUGGGCUGCUUUGGGAAGCCAGGGCUGUCCCUCAUGAGAUCCUACAAAAACGUUUCUCAAAUAAAACAAAAUAUGUUGUCCUGAAGGUCCAGAGCUCUAUUCACCUUGUACACAUUUCUCAAGAUUGUAAAUGCCACAAUCCCAUGUCUGCUGUAGCCAGGACCUUCAUGUUCUCCAACGAUUCUUCCUUCUAACUAACAAGUCUAGCAGAGCUUCUUCCCUAUUUGAUUUCUUGAUUGUUUAAUCAGGGAAGUUGACAGCCAGCUGUUUAAGGCAGGGUUUUCCAGAGAGUGAAGCAGCAUUUACUGUUGGUAUGAGCCAGUACUGGCAAUGCAAGCUUUUCCUUCACUCUUAUUAAAUUGAGCGUAGGAACUUCAGGCCAGCUGAGGUUUCCUAUUCAAAGUUGCUAUCUUGACAACUUAGUCUGAAACAGAAUCUAUUUUGCUGCUUGCUUUUAUGGCUCAGCUGACUGAUGACAAUUUUUUGUUCUGCACAAUCCUCAGUCGAUCAACUCAGUCUUUAGCUUGAUUCAGUGAGUAUCUCUCAAAAAAGCUAGAAUGAACGUGAAUCAAGAGUGAACAGCCACUUAAACUGGCUUUAUACCUGUAACCCAUUGGGAUGUUUGAGGGAGAUUUACCAGACCUCCCAUUUGUCCUUACAAUUGCAAGUUUAUCUUUUGAAAGAAUGAGCUCCAGGCAUAGUAUUUUUUGUUUCUGUAUAACAUGCCUAGCCUUAAUUCUUUUUUUUCCUAACUGUAUUUCUCUUCUAUUUUAUAGAAGUGGAAGACAAACAUUAAAUUCUUCGAUGUCUAAUAAGAAUGUGUGACUAUAGGCUUUUAUGGACAUUGGAGUUAAAAUUGCCUGUCAGAGUUUUAAAGGCUCCUCCUGGGAGGUAAAUUGUAGCUAUUUGGAGCCUAGUCAGUAGUUGAACAGAGGACCAGUGUAUCAGGAAAUCUCUAUUUUGAUUCCCUUUGAGUCACCAUUAGGGAAGCUGCAAUGUCCCUGUUUCCUCAGCUGUAAAAAGAGAAUAGUAGUAUUUGCCUCUUAGAUGUGUGUUGGAGACUUAUUUUCUUUAAAACAAAACCAAACCACUUUAUUCCUUGAGAGAGUUUUGUGAGAGCUGUGAGCUUUUCUCUCAUUUGGGUCGGACUGUUGCUGCCUGGAGUAUGCUUCGAUGGAUGUUGAAAUAUUAGUGACCUAUAUGAUACUAGUUUUAAGCAAAACUGCUUAUCAGAAAGAAGUACAGCACAGUUGUGCUAUUCAACUGCCAUGAUACAAGGAAGGCAUUUUGGGUGGUGUCCUUUCACUGAGCUUUAGAUAUCUGCAUCUAGAUUUGUUGCUCUGGGCCCCAUCUGCAGCUAAAGAGAAAUAGUCACUUUUAGGUGAGCAUUCAUCUGACCCAGAAGUAGAAGUCUAAAAGAGGUCAGAUGAGUGGUGCUUUACAAGUGUCUGUUUUUCCACUGUGUGCCAACAAAGUGAGUUCAACUUGACUACCUCAGCUGAAGACAUCCACACCAUCAGAAUCUUCAUUAAGUGACCUGACUUUAGCCCUCCCUGUCUGGGAAUGAGAGGAGACUUGGUCCUGCUGGGCAGGUGCUUUUCUUCUACGCGUUCAGUAGUGCUUGCUGCUGAAAUUGCGGUACUGAUCUAAAAGCAGACUGCCCGUCUUACCUACAACAGCAUAUCCAGGGUUCUCCACAACAUACGUGAAGUGCUAGACCUGGGCCUCAGGGUUCAGCCUGGUUUGGCUCCUGUGCCCAUCUUUGAUACCGCGUGAGAACACCUGUAAAUUGGGCCUUGUAGCAGAGAUGCUUUGCCAAGCUGUUGUUGUUAAAUACUUUUGAGUCUGAGACAUCUAAGCGAAGUCCCUUGCACCAUUUUCAGGAGCUAGAGGACAGCGUGGCUGCUGUCGGCAUCACUUGCUCGUUUUCAAGACUUCAGGUGGGCUAAAAAUGAAAAUCUGGUGCUCUCCAGGGCUUUAGUUAAACUUCUUAAGCCUCAGUCUUAAGUGCUUUCUUAAUAUUGCUCAAGUACAGAUGCUCUGUCUUACUUUUAAUCAUGCUUUUGUAUUUCACAUCUCCUUUCCACACCCAUUUCACCCUGUAACACACACUGCAACAAGCCAAGCCUGAGUGCUUCAAGUAUUUAAAUACAGUGGAAAUUCACCCUCUAUUGAUUCAGCUGCGUUGUUGCAAUGUAAGAGAGAUGUGUUAUUGAUUCUCUUUAGGAUGCUUGUUUAUGCAGAGAUUAGAAAUGCAUCAGCAUAGCUUGUACAUUUAAAAAGUGAUUGCAGGGUAAAAUCUGUACCUCCUGUUCACCAUUAUACUGUGUUGCUCCUGGCAUUUGUAUGGUGGACACUUCCUUUUGUGCACGUGGAAGCUUUACCUUCUGGGUGAGCCCUUCGCUUCUGAACAUUUGCAGGCCUUAGAUAUACAGUGGUGUUCAUCAUGCAUGAAAUAGUGAAAUUUCAAGUGUAGCUUACCAGCUCAGAUACAGACAAUGUGCUUUUCUGAUGAAUCAAAUAAGAUUUUACUAGGUGUUGAUGCAGCCUUGGACAGUUAGCGAGGAGUUCAUUGACCAUGUAAUCCCCAAAUUUUAAGCCACACUGAGAUUACGCAAUGGCUUGGAAUGAAGCUGUGCUCUGAGUUGUGUUUUUUUUUUUUUUUUUUUUUUUCUGGUUCCAAGUAAAGUGCUCUGCUGACCCACCUGCUUCAGAAGUUUGUCAUUUUGUUGGUUCUUUCAUCUUUCUGCUUUCCCUUUCCAAAGGUACACAGAUGGCAAAUUGGAAUAUUGAGUGUUGACUGCGUCCAUGUCCAGUGGCAUUGAUGUCUUUAGGGAUUUAUUUUGCCGUGAUUUAAAUUGUUGGGAACUGUGAUAUCAAUUUAGAGAGCAAGAUUUGUGAAUUACUAGGCUUUUGAAGUAUUUUGCAUGGGAAUGAUACAGGAUUAUUGCAGAUGAGAGAAUGCUAUGUAUCAUAUUCCUUUUUCCCUCUAGCAAUACCUUUUUAUUCCUUUUGAAGAGUUUUGCCUGUCAUCCAACAAAGUUCACUGUGUAAACAUCAGCGUGACAACUUUAGUAUACACUUGUAAGUCAGACUGUGCUACCUAGUGAUUUAAUUCCAAGACCAUCCAUACUAAUUUGAAUGUGCAUAAUGCUGUGCAGAAAAAGAUGUUUCCUGCAUAGAAAUUUACAACUGAAAAGGAAAAUAGGGAAAUAAGAUUAGGUAGGGUAGGUGAGGCCAAUCUGAUUAUGUGCUGAAUUCUGAGACUGAUGCACAUGUUAUGUGUGAAGGGUAUUUUUAAGUAAAAUGUUUUUGUACAUGCAUGUGAGUGAAAUAUAUAACUUCGCUUGUGUUUAUAUGGAACAAAAUUGCUGGGAAAUAUUUUUCUCUUCUUUUUUUUUUUUUCUUUUUUUGUUUUCUUCCUUGCUCUCCUGGAGAGAGUUCCUUUGUAAUUUUAAGAAAAUAAAAAAUUCUAAGAAAUAAAAA
Messenger RNA from Cygnus olor (mute swan), 6749 nucleotides. It is a transcript of the gene SUPT7L, whose product is annotated as SPT7 like, STAGA complex subunit gamma. Gene Ontology annotation, cellular component: SAGA complex. Gene Ontology annotation, molecular function: protein heterodimerization activity; transcription coactivator activity. The transcript is spliced from 4 exons. The coding region runs from base 529 to 1767 and encodes 412 amino acids. Lineage: Eukaryota; Metazoa; Chordata; Aves; Anseriformes; Anatidae. The record is from RefSeq and is a predicted model, not a curated record.